UUCAAUGCAAUGCUGCCAUUUUAGAGUCAAAAUUAGAAUGGUAAAUGAAACGACUUUUUUCGCAAGAGCAUCGCGUCCGUCCUUAUCAAGCAUAUUUAGCAUGAUAUCUACGAAAUCAAAUCUGCUUUUGGUAACAAAUCAAUCAAAAAAUGCAAUCCUUUAUAAUAUCCUUGCUAAAACCCAUUAUUAUUACAUUUUAAUUCAUUCUCACCAUUAGAUCCAUUCAGUAUUGAUUUUAAUGCAAGGGUUAAAUUAGUGUUCAAAUCAUUUAUAAUUCAACAAGACCAAUCAUGGAGAGUAAAAUGUCAUCAGUUCGUUCUUAUGAAAUGAAAACCUGUGAUCUAGAACCCAUAUCGUUGAAAGAACUAUCAACAACAUUGCAAGAUCAUCUUUCAAAAAUUUAUGGUCAUGUUAAAGUAUCGGUUGUUAAUUGUCCUGAUCUAUCAAAGGAACCAUUCAAUCUAGCUGGUUCUUAUCUCGGAGGGAAAACGGCUAUAGCUGACCUUGGUGGUAUUCCUUACUUGGUGCCAGUUGGAUACGCAGCAGCACCAAUCUAUCCAUUGAUACAUUUGGCUAAAAAGAUGGGUUUCCAAGAUGCUCACCUUAUGGGUGCUGCUUGUGUCCCUUUUCAAAUUACCGGAUCAAUUGCUGAUUUUAUGCCAAACAUAUCUUAUUCAACUGAUGAACAAACUGGUAAAACUACAGUCAAUCAUGGCUCUUAUUAUUCAGAAAUGGUUGAUGAUAAAAAGCAUAUAAUGCGACAUUUAGCAUCUGAUUGUGUUACUGUUUUGGCAAAUGUGUUCAUCAGUGAAAACAAACCUUCGAAAGAGAUCAAGAUUGUUGCUUCUAAGCGAGUUGAUAAACGAGGAGAAAGCUUGACCAUCGCUAUUCGAGAUAUUUUACGAAUAGCUUAUCCUGAAAAGGCUAUUUCCAUGGGAGGAAUGUUUUUGGCUCGUAAGGGUAAAAUCAACAUUCAUGUUAUGCCAAACGACUUUUCAAAAACACCUUGUGAUACUGAGGAGAAGGUUAAUGAAUGGUUGAAAUAUUUUGAGGCUUCAGCGCCAAUUGUUGGUCUUGUCACUCUUCAUUCAAAAGAUCCUGGUUUUAAUUUCAGAGACGAGCACACUCAUUGUAUCGGUAAAGGAGAGGGAGGACAUUAUCAUCAUGAUACUACUCCAGAUACAAUUGAAUAUGAAGCUUACCUUAACAUUGCCCAGAAAAUAGUUCGAAUUGAUCAACCUGCUCUUAACAAUGAAAUACCAAGGUAAUACACAAGUAGCACAUCUAUGUGUAUUAUUAUAACUAUUAUCAAUUAAGUAAAUUAUAUGCAAUUUCAAUAAUAACUAACUUAAUUAUAUAAAAAUAUCAAGGCUAGUAAGCACUAAAUAUAUUGUGUAUCUAAAGAAUUAGGUAAAUCUAAAGUAAACUUUACUAUUGAUCUGAUCCAAUUGAACCGAAAUAUAAUGAUCGAAGAAUGAUGAACAAUGAACUAAACACUAUUCAAAAGUUGUAUUCCUUAUGCUAAUCAUUGUCUUACUAUUAACCCGAUGAAUUGUAUGUUAUUAA
Tetranychus urticae (two-spotted spider mite) is the source of this 1566-nucleotide messenger RNA. Its product is annotated as beta-keto L-gulonate decarboxylase-like. NCBI's taxonomy places the organism in Eukaryota, Metazoa, Arthropoda, Arachnida, Trombidiformes, Tetranychidae. Gene Ontology annotation, molecular function: hydrolase activity, acting on ester bonds; zinc ion binding. Gene Ontology annotation, cellular component: nucleus. The record is from RefSeq and is a predicted model, not a curated record.